AUGAGAAUAGCGACCUCAUGGAUCGUCAUGUCUCUACUGACCGCCAUAUUCGAAUCGUCUCAAGGCCAUGAUCAUCACAAAGCGCUUAACAAUUACAAGAUCAACAAGAAACCAUGCUCGGUGAACAGCCUGGAGGGGACAUGCAUGUUCGUGUACGAGUGCAUCAACACCGACGGCCGGCACAUCGGCAUGUGCGUGGACACGUUCAUGUUCGGUAGCUGCUGCGCGCACAAUCUGACCACGGCGCAGCUGGCUAUGUUGCCAGACUCGUCGGAGCCGGCGGUGCUGUUCACGCAGCCGGGCGGCAACGGCGUGUCGCAGCGGCCACAGCGGCCGCACCACAGGCCGCACCGGCCGUCCCAGGUGAUGACCCGGCCCAACGGCGGGGACGCGGACGGCGCCAGCACGUCGUCGGUGGACAAGAAGUACCACUACCAGCCGGCGUCGGCCACGCAGCAGACGCCGAACAUGCAGCCGCAGUCGGCGCACGUCAACCGAGUACCGUCCACCAACUUCAUUUCGAAUAGCCGGCCCAACUUUUUGUCCAGGCCCGCGGCCCAGCCGUACGCGCCGACGACUACGACGACGACACCAACGCCUCAGCCGACGUCCACCGCCGGUCGGCCGACCGUCCAGGAAGUGGACGACAAUGACAACAAAGUGGACUCUGUCUGGUCGCAUAGACCUAGUUGGAGUUCGAAUAUGGGUAACCAUCAUUCGUUCAUCACCAAGCCAAAGCCACUUCCUCAACACAGACCACAAUAUAUGAUACCAUCGUCGACGAUGUUGACGACCACUACCGCUAAUCCUACCACUACCACGACAACUACCACCCCAACUCCUCCUACGACAACGAGUACAACUACAACAACUCCUGCACCUGAACCACCACCACUGACCACUACAACUACUACCACUGAUAAACCUUUAGUUAUAAGUACAACAACUAGUCCCGUGGCAAUGUCCACCACCGUUUCGGGUAAGCCGGAAAAACAUACCGCCAAACCUGGUGUAUCGGCUGAGACCAAUCAAAAAUCAAUGCCUUGUGGUUUGGCUCCUUUGCACCCAAGGCACGAAGUCCGCAUUGUUGGCGGGAGAAACUCUGCGUUUGGUAGUUGGCCUUGGCAGGUGUCUGUGCGAAGGACGUCGUUCUUUGGAUUUUCCAGCACUCAUCGAUGUGGUGGAGCAUUAUUAAAUGAAAACUGGAUAGCAACAGCUGGCCAUUGUGUAGACGACUUGCUGACAUCACAAAUUCGUAUAAGAGUCGGUGAGUACGACUUUUCAUCCGACCAAGAACCAUAUCCGUUUGUGGAACGUGCAGUUGCCCGGAAAAUUGUGCACCCAAAGUACAAUUUUUUCACAUACGAGUAUGAUUUGGCCAUGGUGCGAUUAGAAGCGCCUGUAAAAUACACACCUCACAUAGUGCCAAUAUGUUUACCUGGAUCAGACGACCUACUUAUAGGCGAAAAUGCCACCGUAACUGGAUGGGGACGAUUAAGCGAAGGAGGCACUUUACCUUCAGUGUUACAAGAGGUGAGUGUACCAAUUGUUAGUAAUGACAAGUGCAAAAGUAUGUUUUUGAGAGCUGGUAGACAUGAAUAUAUACCAGACAUAUUCAUGUGUGCUGGAUUCGACGAUGGUGGACGUGAUUCCUGUCAAGGCGAUUCUGGUGGUCCAUUACAAGUCAAGGGCAGAGACGGUCGUUACUUUUUGGCUGGCAUCAUAAGUUGGGGUAUUGGAUGUGCCGAGGCAAAUCUACCUGGCGUGUGUACCAGGAUAUCCAAAUUCGUACCAUGGAUUCUGCAAACAGUCACAUAG
This is a messenger RNA of Macrosiphum euphorbiae (potato aphid), 1818 nucleotides long. NCBI's taxonomy places the organism in Eukaryota, Metazoa, Arthropoda, Insecta, Hemiptera, Aphididae. The record is from the annotation of a GenBank genome assembly.